GGGGGGGACGGGGUGUCCUGCGGAUGUCGGUUGCUCAUGCACGGUGCGGAGUAGCAAAAAACCGGCGUGCUCCAAAAGUCCAACUCGAAGAAAAAGGGGUGGAAAAAGCGAUAUGUGGUUGUUGUCGGGCACGAGGUAACAUGGUACAAAAAGGUGACUGCCAAGAGGCCCGAGGGGGUCUUGCUCCUCACCGAUUACACGCCCGUGGCUGAGAAUGAUCUCGGCUCCAAAAAAGGACGCAGGCUGCGGGCUUGCGCUCGUCUACAACGGCCACUCAUCUACGGGCGAGUCGCACUGGUUUCUGGCUUCGAAUCCAGCCGAGCGUGACGACUGGCUCAAGGUCCUCUCCGACGCCGCUGUGGCCUCGGACGCUGACACCACCCUGCUGUCGACGCCGGUCCUCCCCCAUCGGACCGACCUCCACUCGCCGGCAUCGGCCGCCUCGUUCUCGUCGAUUGCCUCGUCGUGCGACGACGACAGUGCCGUGGGCACCACUACAGGCGCGUACGUAGGCCUUCCAACAGGCCUCCCACCGCAGAUCUCGGGCGCGGCCGCCUCGGAUACGGCCGGCGAGUCUGCGAGCUCAGCCGCCGCAGCAGCACCUCCCGCCGCUAAUGACAGCGGCAACGGCUUUGGUGACGGCUUUGGUGACGGCUUUGGCGAUGGCCUGGCUGACAUCAUUGCAGCAUCCAACGCGGCUGUGCCUGUCACACCCACCCCGCCGGCGAUCACCACCAGUGAGCCGCCGGCCGAGACUGCACCGCUGGUCGAGGCCGCGCCGCCAGCCGAGACUGCACCGCCGGUCGAGGCUGCGCCGCCAGCCGAGACUGCACCGCCGGCCGAAACCGCACCGCCAGCCAAGACUACGCCGGCUACUCCGGCACCGCCGCCGCCAGACGCAGACCGUUACACGCUCUCGCCGCCAUCAUCGCCGACGAGGACCCGAAUGACGCGGUCUCUGUCGACGGCCGAGCUGGUGGCCGGCGGCGCAGCGGUGGUGGCCGGCGGCGCAGCGGUGGCGACUACCGAUGCUGACGACACGCUGGUUGACGAACUGGCCGCGCAGCUUGCGCCGCUGCUCGCCACCUUUAACGCUGAACUCGGCCGGUUGCUAGCAGUCGUCGCCGGCCGUGAUUGCAACGCACUUGUCGCCUCGCUCGCAGCGCUGGUCCGGACGAUGAAGGCCAUCAAAUCAGUGGUGCCGCCCGAGAUCUUAGCCACCGCCACCACUCCCGAGAAUCGCGGCGAGGUGCCAGCCGCGGGAUCCCGCACAAGCGGCGGCGGUGCGUCGGCAGCAGCAGCCUCGCUUCUCCAUCUCGCGUCCGAGCUCAUCAAGAGAGCCAAAACCAUGCUCGCCUCCCAGCUCGUUGCCGACUCGCACUGGCUUGAGUUUGCCAACACGCUCAUUGCUUUUGCCAUCCAAGUCCACAUCAUUGUCCGCGCCGCAGUUCCGCGCGGUGAGCCCAAGGACUUGUAGCAGCGGCGUAAAAGAAUGAGG
Messenger RNA from Thecamonas trahens ATCC 50062, 1498 nucleotides. RefSeq lists its product as uncharacterized. The transcript has a single exon. The coding region runs from base 215 to 1477 and encodes 420 amino acids. The record is from RefSeq and is a predicted model, not a curated record. Lineage: Eukaryota; Apusomonadida; Apusomonadidae.